AAGGACUUCUCCGCGGACCGUCGAGCAAGACACACACAUAUUUUGUAACCAUAUCAUUACAAUGUAGAUAGAGUCCACUUACGAAAAAAUAAACGGUACCAUACAAAAGUAGGGUCUUCUUAGAAGACUAGUUGGAAAAUACCCCAACAUCGUCUGGUCCAUCGAGCCACAUUGCCAAAGUAAAGUGAAGAAAUUAGUGCAGCAGCCAUAUUCCCAGUAACAGACGGGCGGCAGACGACACACAGGACACAGGCCAGACAAGGACGGAGCGAGAAGUGCAGAGGAAACAAUACCACAAUAUUCCGACGUAGUAUUUAUGGAACACUUCAGGCUUUCAAGAGCAACAGUCAAUAGCAUCAGUUAGAAGUUUGAAGGAAUCUCUAACUGUCAUGAUCAGGCUGGACAAUAUGGAAAUAUCAGUGCCAAUCAUCAAGUUUUAAUUUAUUUGUGAUACAUUGGACACCAAACUUCGAGUUUUAGAGAUGUUGCUGACUGGUUUAAUAUCAGUCUCAGUUCUCUCGGUAGAAUUAUAAUGAGAUUGACAUCCUUUCUCAGCGACCUAUCCCCACACACCAUAAAGUGGCCAACAGAAGAUGAGAAAGGGAUUAUCGAAAACCAUUUCAACAUGAAUGGGUUUCCAAAUGUCAUCCGUGCCAUUGAUGGUACUCACAUUAAAAUUGAUAAGCCCCAGAAUGACCCUGAUUCCUACAUCAAUCGCAAAGGUUAUUAUUCAGUGCAGAUGCAAGCAGUUUGUGACCAUACAUAUAAAAUAUUGGAUGUGUUCAUUGGAUACCCAGGCUCGGUGCAUGACAGUAGAGUGUAUCGGAAUUCCCCUCUAAAGAACACUUUACAAGCAGAAUGUGGAGGAUACUUUAUAUUAGGGGAUAGUGGCUAUCCCUUAGAAACCAAUUUAUUUACACCCUAUAGAGAUAGAGGAAAUUUAACUACCAGACAAAUAAAUUACAAUGUCAAAGUUUCAAAAAACCAACAUGUGAUUGAGCACUGUUUUGGGAUGCUUAAACAGAAAUUUAGGCAGCUGUAUCAUCUAAAAAUCAGAACUAUUGUGCCUAUGAUUCGAGCUGCGUGUGUUCUCCAUAACAUAGCCCUAGAAGACAACUUUGUUUUCAGUGAUAACUUGGACACCAAUGAAGGACAGCAUUUUCAAGCUUAUGGUUAACAUGAGGAUUUUGCCAAUGAGCCUGAAGAUGGCACUUGUUCAAAUUGAUGACAUGUGUAUUAUUUAAACAAGAACAUCAUCCUUUAAUUGAAGAAUGAACUGUAUAACGAACCUUUUAUUUUACUAAACAACACAUACAUUAUUUAAACAAAUUAAUAAACGAAAUAAAAUCAUAGUUUAGUGUGCAAAAUAAUACAUUGUGUUAUCACUAAUAGGUAGUAUUUACAAGCUUUAUGAGAUAUAUUGUAAUACUUUGGAAAGAUAAAUAAAAUAAUAGGAAUCAAUAACAAACAUAUGAAAUAAUGAAUCUAUGUAUAAUUUUUUGGACACUACACUUAAGUAUUAUGAUGGCAUUGUUUUUCUUUUAGAAUACAAUUUUGUUCAU
Messenger RNA from Acanthoscelides obtectus, 1562 nucleotides. Lineage: Eukaryota; Metazoa; Arthropoda; Insecta; Coleoptera; Chrysomelidae. The record is from the annotation of a GenBank genome assembly.